AUGGCGGACCUCUACUUCAUUUUAGAAGAUGAAGGUGUUGCGGAGGAGGAGCCGGUGCGCACAUUCAACAGUUGCCGAGAUGCUUUCUCUUCAAUGUCGGAUGACGAAUUCGUGGCUACCUUCCGUCUGCCGAAGGAGGCGGUCAGAGAAGUAUGCGAAGCUGUUCGGGAGGAUCUGCAACGCACUCGGCAGUCGCAUCGUACGACGUUGACCGUGGAAUGGAGGGUGCCAAUAGCUCUUCGCUUCUAUGCCACUGGAGCCUUUCUGGGGAACCUUGCGACAGAAAACACCAUCGCCUGCAGCAAACACGCGGUCUCAGAGGCUAUUCACAAGGUCACCGAGCCCAUCUUGAAGAACCUCGCACCAAAGUACCUGCGAUUCCCCACCACGCCCGAUGAGAAGCUACAAGUGAAGCGUGGCUUCUACGAACUGGCCGGCUUCCCAGGCUGUGUUGGUGACAGAGCGUACCCGCUGCAACCCUGGCUCAUGACACCAGUCCGUUCUCCCUCAACACCCGAGGAACAGCGUUUUAACAGUGCACACAGCAGGACCCGUGUGCGCAUUGAGCACUGCUUUGGGGUACUGAAGAUGCGAUUUCGGUGCCUCCAGAGGUACCGCACAUUGCACUUCGCUCCGGAUCGGUGCUGCAAGAUCAUCAACGCCUGCGCCGUCCUCCAUAACAUGUGCUUAGUGUACAACACUGUUGAGCCUCUGGAUGACGCUGGUGAGGAACGGGCGGAAGGUGGUGCCACAGCGGAACCGGAGGAGGCUGGAGCAGAGGACUAUGAGCCUGACUCUGUGUCUGUGACAAAUCGUGCAUCACAACUCAGAAGCCAGCUUAUCAGACAGUGUUUCAGAUGA
Ornithodoros turicata is the source of this 861-nucleotide messenger RNA. Its product is annotated as putative nuclease HARBI1. The record is from RefSeq and is a predicted model, not a curated record. The transcript is spliced from 3 exons. Lineage: Eukaryota; Metazoa; Arthropoda; Arachnida; Ixodida; Argasidae. The coding region runs from base 1 to 861 and encodes 286 amino acids.